AUGAAGGCCACUUUCGUCGUUCUCGCUGGCGCCGCCCUCGUUGCCGCCCAGCAGCUCAGCAGUCUGCCCCAGUGCGGUCAAACAUGUAUCAACAACAUGAUCAGCAUCGCCAGCUCCCAGCUCGGCUGCAGCAACGGCAACGUGACCUGCUACUGCACCCAGCCCGACUUUGGCUACGGUGUCCGUGAUUGCGCCAAUCAGGCCUGCGCCAACUCUGGCGAUGCCAACACUGUCAUCUCCUUCGGCGUCACUUACUGCCAGAACGCCCUCGCUGCCUUCUCUUCGACUGCCAGCGGCUCCGCUUCCGCCAGCGCUGUCGGCGUCCUCACUGGCUCCAUGACUGGCAGCGCUUCGUCGACCGCUACCGUUACCUCCACCGUCACGGGUGGUGCUUCCGGAGCUCCCUCGAACUCCGCCAACGCGACCGAGUCCAGCAGUGCGAUCAGCACCGCCCCUCUGACUGCUCUCGUUUCCGCUUCUGGUUCGUCGUACACGACUACUACCGGCUCGACCACCAUCUUCGGAAUUGGCGGUGUUGCUGCUGGCGCAACUGGGUCGGCUGCCAGCGGUGCUAGCUCUGGUGUUUCUGGUGCCUCGUCUGCUGGUGCUUCCGCCACUUCUGGUGCUGCUUCAGGGGUCUCCUCUGGUGCUUCUGGUGCCUCCUCUGCCGCAUCCGGCGCUUCAAGCCAUGCCUCAUCUGCCGGAUCUGCCGCGUCUUCGGCCGCCGGUGGCGCUGCUUCCUCCGCCUCUUCCGCAGCUGGCGCUGGUGCUCUCCAGACUGCUGCACCCGCUCUUCUCGGUGCUGCCGUUUUCGCUGUCCUCGCCCUCUAA
Recurvomyces mirabilis is the source of this 831-nucleotide messenger RNA. RefSeq lists its product as uncharacterized. The record is from RefSeq and is a predicted model, not a curated record. Lineage: Eukaryota; Fungi; Ascomycota; Dothideomycetes; Mycosphaerellales; Teratosphaeriaceae. The transcript is spliced from 4 exons. The coding region runs from base 1 to 831 and encodes 276 amino acids.